Molecule: messenger RNA, 366 nt
Organism: Pedinophyceae sp. YPF-701
Lineage: Eukaryota; Viridiplantae; Chlorophyta; Pedinophyceae
Source: the annotation of a GenBank genome assembly
AUGCUUCGAACAUGCACCGUAAUCAACAUCACGCUGCUUCUGGCGGUUGUGGGGGUGGCGUCUGCGGCGUCUCCAUACUCCCUUGCGACCCGCUAUCCGUAUCUCAGGCCGCGACUCGUCUACGAGGUCAACGACUACCUGUUCCGGUACUACAACAUCUACCGGCCCACGCAACGCGACCCAAUCUACUACCGGCCGCGGACCGGCUGGAUCCUCGGAAACAGCCCGGACGACCUGCUGUUCGGCUACGGCGGCCGGUUCCAAGACACCCUGGGCUACGGGUCGUACUACCCCUUCAAGUACCCCCUGGGGCCUCCCGUGGUGCCAGAGGAGCCCAUCGACCCCCCGGACACGCUGCCAAUCUAG